Penicillium verrucosum is the source of this 450-nucleotide messenger RNA. RefSeq lists its product as uncharacterized. NCBI's taxonomy places the organism in Eukaryota, Fungi, Ascomycota, Eurotiomycetes, Eurotiales, Aspergillaceae. The coding region runs from base 1 to 450 and encodes 149 amino acids. The transcript has 3 exons. The record is from RefSeq and is a predicted model, not a curated record.
AUGGAUGCCAACAUGAGUGAGUAUGAACAACCCUCACUGCCCUCAAACAUGAGGAAGAGAAAGCGCUCAGCCGGGCGUGAAACCUGGCGGGCGAGGAAGAAGCGCAAGCCAGCCCUCCGUGACCUUCGCAAGCUGCUGGUCACCUACCACGGCUUGCAGCAGAUGCAGCGGGAGUUGAACGAGCAACUCGCCGUCUGCGAACGCCAAAUUGCCAAAUACAAAUUUGGCAGUGCCCAGGGAAGCCCUCGCCGUCGCCGUCGCCGCGGACGUCCGUACGUCUUCCCACACGUACGGUCUCCGCUGUGUGAAUUGGUGAUGGUCGAGGAAGAGCCAAGGCUGGAGGAGGAGCCAAGGCUGGAGGAGGAGCCAAGGCUGGAGGAACCAAGGGUAGAGGAGGAGCUACCCACGUUCUGGGGGCGUGUGGGAGAAUGGUUGUGGAGAUGGUGGUGA